Molecule: messenger RNA, 1686 nt
Organism: Prunus armeniaca (apricot)
Lineage: Eukaryota; Viridiplantae; Streptophyta; Magnoliopsida; Rosales; Rosaceae
Source: the annotation of a GenBank genome assembly
AUGGGUGGGCUGGGCCGAGCUUUGUACAUUGUGCAGGCUUUGGUACAUUUCAAAGAAGUCAUUAUACUUCAUUCUGAUGUAGUUGGGGAUGAGGUCUACCCAAUCGAGCAAUUGAACUUUGAUGAUGAGCUGAAGGGCUUAUUCCUCAAGAUUGACGUGAGCAAUAUUAAUGUUGUUGUUAAGUAUCAGAAAAUGCAUGGAUGCAAGACUUGGAUAGGUACUUCAAAGAGGGUUGUUGCUGCUGAAUCCAAUGAGAAGAUGAACAAGAGGUUCAAGGCUUUGGUACAUUCCAAACAAGUCAUUAUACUUCAUUCUGAUGUAGUUGGGGAUGAGGUCUACCCAAUCGAGCAAUUGGACUUUGAUAAUGAGCUGAAGGGCUUAUUCCUCAAGAUUGACGUGAGAAAUACUAAUGUUGUUGUUAAGUAUAAGAAAAUGCAUGGAUGCAAGACUUGGAUAGGAUCUUCAAAGAGGAUUGUUGCUGCUGAAUCCAAUGAGGAGAUGACCAGGAGGUUCAAGGCUUUGGUACAUUUCAAACAAGUCUUGAAAGCUAUGGAUUCAUGGGAAAAAAACAAAAAGAGAAAAGCGAUGGAUUCGUCGGGAAAACCCAAAAAGAAAACAGCUAUGGAUUCAGAUUGGGAAAAUUUGCCUAAGGACCUAUUAGAUCUAGUUUUAGAGAGAUUAGAAUCGAUUUCAGACUAUUUGGCAUUUAGUGUUGUUUGUAAGGCAUGGAAUGGUGUAGCAAAGAAUAAUCGGAGCCAAAGUCGACACACAGCUCCAAUGCUCUUAAUUUCUAGUGACAAAGAGGAUACAUGGAACUUAUAUAACGCUUUGGUACAUUCUAAAGAAGUCAUUAUACUUCAUUCUGAUGUAGUAGGGGAAGAGGUCUACCCAAUCGAGCAAUUGGACUUUGAUGAUGAGCUGAAGGGAUUAUUCCUCAAGAUUGAUGGUUUGGUACAUUCCAAAGAAGUCAUUAUACUUCAUUCUGAUGUAGUUGGGGAUGAGGUCUACCCAAUCGAUCAAUUGGACUUUGAUGGUGAGAUGAAAGGCUUAUUCCUCAAGAUUGACAGAGGUGGCGAUGGUAAAUUUUUUUGCCGAUUAUGUGGGAUGUGCUGGCCAGAUUUGGCCGCACGGAAUGAACACGAGGUUGAACAUUUGAGCAAGUUCGAUGUUUCUUGCUUCCUUAUUUCUGGUAAUUGCCUUAACCUGUCCCUCAAUGAUCGGAACAAUAUAUCAUGUAAGAAGGAUUUGCUUUCUUGGAUUGAAAGUGUCCCAGAUGGAGUUGUUCUAGGUGACUUGGCUGAUGUGUAUGUCUCUGUUCCUUCAGAUUUGAAGGAGUUGAUACAUUCGAAAGAAAUCGUUGUACUAUAUUCUAAUGUAGUUGGGGGGGAAGUGGUCUACCCAAUCAAGCAACUGGAGUUUGAUGAUGAGUUGAAGAGUCUAUUCAAGCAAUUUGAUGUGCGCAACAUUGAUGCUGUUAACAAAUAUCUGAGAAUGCACGGAAGCAAGACAUGGACGGGUUCUUCAAAGAGGCCUGCUGACGCUCGUGAAUCCAGGAAGCUGAACAAGAGGUCAUUGCAGAAAGCUGAGAGCGUGAAUAGAUGUACAGAGGAUGUUUUUGAAGUUUUCCUUAACUUAAUCGAAGAUUGUUGCAGCCUUGAAGGUCAUUGCAGAAUGCUGAGAGCGUGA